Molecule: messenger RNA, 4909 nt
Organism: Drosophila albomicans
Lineage: Eukaryota; Metazoa; Arthropoda; Insecta; Diptera; Drosophilidae
Product: WD repeat-containing protein 6
Exons: 3
Coding region: 156-2498 (780 amino acids)
Biological process (GO): tRNA methylation
Cellular component (GO): cytoplasm
Molecular function (GO): protein binding
Source: RefSeq, a predicted model, not a curated record
UUAGAAUUGGCGUGUUGCACUGAUUAUUCCUUGCUCUAUCAUACGCUUUUACAAGGCUCACAAUAUGACGAACUGAUGAUUAUAAGUGGAAAUGGAUUUGGAGAGAUAUUGAUUUGGCAGCCUCGCGAUCCCAUUAUCACUUGGCUUCCGGAUUGAUGGUGACUGCCUCCGAUGAUCGAUCUUUAAAGUUUUGGCAAUUUCCGGACGAGAAACAGCAUGCAAAAGAAGCCGUUAGACCAUUGUUCAGUUGUUUUGGACACACUUCACGUGUUAUGUGUGCUAUUAUCAUAGAAUAUGGAGGACGAAUCUUUGUUAUAAGCGGAGGAGAAGAUUCAUACAUUUGUGUUUGGAGUCAAGCGGGAGACAUGCUAUUCAAGCGGCGCCAACAGCUUGGCGCUUCCAUAUGGCGAUUAGGUUUUGACUCUGACAGCUGCACAGUCUACACCACCGGCUCCACAGGUAACCUUGCUUCCUAUAAUCUACACAAUGUUCUAAUGGAUAAGCAAACGGAAUUAACACGAUUGAUGCCAAAGAUUUCCGUAACUGAGUUUUUCAAACAAAUUAAAUAUUUGGACUGCAGCUCUUCAUCAAUCAUUGGAUUAAGUAGCAAGAAUCGCUUGUUUUACACAACACAAUCGACAUGGACAACGAAUAGCAUUGAUGUUUGGAAAUUGGUUGAAAUUGAUAUUUCCCCCUAUAAAAUUACAAGCUUAACUGCAAGUGAUGGAAUUGCGGCAAUUUGUGGCUAUCGACGCGUUACACUUCUCAGAUAUAACGCCGAAACGGAUCACUUUGAAAAACUCUACGACAAUGGCACAAUUCUUGAGGGUCUGAUCAAAUCAUUUCAUUUUUUAAAUCAACACAAAUAUCUCAUCUCUGACGAAUUUGGCAACAGUCGCUUACUUUCGUUGGAAACAAGUACAAAUUCAAUGCAAAUUGAAGGCAGUUUUCGAAUUUCGAAUGGUCGUGAACCAUGGAUAACAGCCGCAUUGCUUGUGGCAUCGAAAUAUUUAUUGUUAAGCACCCGCAACGGACAUGUUAUGCUCUAUACGCCACAGAACGAGUCGGAAUCACAUCUUUAUGAAUUAAAAGAUACUCUUAAAUCCUUGCAUGGCAACAUGGGCUCGAAUACCUUCAAGUUGUUGAAUAGUGAUGACCACUCCGCGCACAUCCUCAGCGUCGGACACGAGCCAAUUAUAAAAGUUUUGCGCAUAUGCUUGAUCAACAGUAAAUUAAGCAUACUGCGACGAGAGUGCGUCCCCUUGGCAUGGGUGGAAGCAUCGCCCAGACUAGAUGUAUUGAUUGGAUUCAAUGACAAUCACCUUGUGGCAUGGUCCCGUCAAAACGAUGUGCUAUUGCAGCUGGAGUGCGGUGGUGGCCAUCGAUGCUGGGAUUAUCAACUGACAGGCAAUCAACUAAAUAUUAUAUAUAUCAAGCAAAAGCAGGUCUAUUGCCACACCCAGCCACUUUACAAUGACUCACCUGAGCACUUACUGUCCUCGACGUCACAAAGUCGAUGGCACAAACGCAGUUGCAACAUCAUGGCACUUAUACAUCCCAAGGAUGACCGACCAUUAUAUAUGCUAUCGGCUGGCGAUGAUAAUACCAUUAAAAUCAAUCAAUUUUGCGGGGAUUCCCCUAUGCAAAUAGCUGAACUGCAUACGCACAUUUCAAGCGUACGACAUCUAGCAUUAUAUCCUAUCACAGAGGACAUUGAUUGGCUUAUAUUUUCUGUUGGAGGGCGAUCGCAGUUGUGCAUCAAUCGACUCAACUUAAACGGUCCAAUAAUUAGUGAAUUAUGUUCUCAUAUUAUUCGAACAAAUACUAAUUCCGUUGAUGCCCGACUGAUGGCAAUUCAAGUUUUGCGAAAGACUGCAACAAAUGGAUCAUUUUCUUUAUACUUGGCGAGUGCGGAUGGAAAAGUUCGUUUACUUCGCUGGCAUCUGGAAAACCCUUCAGAAAUACACGUGGAACAUCUAAUCGACGUUGAACGUUGUCCUCUUCAGUUGCAAUUGGAUAAUGCCAAUAACCUGUUGCUAAUUACAACCACAAAUGGCAUGCUUUAUGGAUUCGAUCUAAGUCUUCGAUUGAAACAGUUUCAGCAUCAGCUGCACACAGCUGGAAUCAAUUCAUUACGUGCCGUAGUCGACGAUAACUUUGUGCACGUCUUAUCCGGCGGCGACGAUGAAAAUUUAAAGUAUACAAAAAUUAAAUUAACUGAUAUGAGUACAAAACUAAUUGCCGAAUUCCCCCACUUGCAUAAUGCCCAAAUUAACGCUUUAACUCCUCUAUUUGUAUGUCAAAACGAACUCUCUGCCUACACGUGUAGCGAUGACAAGCAAAUAUUUAAAGUGAACUUAAGUACUAGGAAAUGCACUCGGAUUGGUUUCACUUGUAUUUCUGAUAUAAAAGGCAUGCUGCUCUCUGACAACAACACAAAUAUGUAUAUUUAUGGUUCCGGUCUGCAUGUUUUGUCUCUGGAUAAAACUGAUUGUUGAAUAAUAAUAACGUUUCACUAUACCAAAGCAAUAAUGAAGAUUUGUCACAAUGAAUAUAAUUUAGUUGUAAUAUUGCUAUAAGCUAUGUUUUCACAUACCUGUGUCACAUUGUUAUUAUUUAUCUUUAUCUAGUUAGUAUAAUAUAAUAUAUAGUAUAAGUAAUCCUCAAUAUUAAUUACGUACAUCGAGCGAUCUUCUCUUUGGUACAAUUUUUAAACUAAAAGGUAAUCGCGUGAAGCGAUUUCUGAGUCUAGUUUUAUUAGGCUGACUGCUAUAAUUUCGCGUGUUCCUUUAAGUGAAUACACUAAAUUGAGAGUAUCAAGGAUACUUUGUAGAUUCUCAGACAUUCCGCUAAACUCUGGUAUGAGUGAAGAGGCUAAUUUAAGAAAUUCUAUUUGUGACAUGGCCAUAUUUGGAUUUUAACUUCAGUAAUAUACUCUGAUUCAGAAUCAGAUAGUUCGGUUAGUGUGAUUACUCCUGAUAUCGUAAGAUCGCCUAGAUCUUCUUCUUCUAUACGUUUAUUUGAACCGUUUGCGAUUUCAGAUUCACUUACUGCCUCUAAGUCUUUGUUUGUUUCUUCUUCGACUAACACUGGAUUGCUCAAAAUCGAAGGUAUAGUUAUGUCUAGCGAAUAUUUUGAUUUUAUGCUAUUUAAGUUUGUUUUUAAUCUAUGAAGGAAUAUUGAUACAUACGACCAAUGGUUAGUGUUAAACUUUUCUUUAUUGUCGUGUAUCAGGGAACGAGCUUGGUAAAAACAUACAACUUGUAUUGUUGCGUGUCUACUUAUAGUCUCGUUUGAAAUAUUCCUAUUUUGUGCUAGACACUUGUAUGAUUUAUCAAAAUUUUCUUUUAUUCUUAUUAAUGCGGCAUUCAUAUUGUGCCAUUCCAUUUUAUUGUAAAAUAAAUUAUUCAAAUGUGCAAGCAUAACAUAUAUAAAUUUCCAAUCAAAUGGACUUAUUUUUGAGCUAUUUAUUUUUAUUUUGUUUACGAUCUUUGUUCCUGUUUACUAUACAUUUGUUUUAAAUUUUAUUUAGGUCAUUUGCCUGGCUUUGGUAACGCUUUUAAUGCAUAUGUCGGAAGCCGAGCUAUUUCAUCUUUUGUCAAUCAACUUUUAUAAUUGAUACGGCAGCACAGGGAGUUCCGCUUACACUCGUUACCAAAACUAGACUAACUCUACUCUCAUCGAUCAUCAUGCUCAACACUGCUCUCCCAGCAUUCUCUCUCUCAAGCUGAGCCUAUAUCGUCAUCUCUUUCUAUCUCACGACAUUCGGUAACUCGUCAAUGGACCUCACUCACCAGCAGAGACUGCCACCGCUGCUAUGCUGCUAUGCCUUUCGCAUGAAUUCUGUACUUCCCUGAACAACUACAUUUGCUGCGGCACCAAGAUCUGGUGAGCCAGUUUGAACAACGUUGUUAUAGCAAAAGCCAGAAGAGUCACACAAAUUGAAGAAUUUCACUUCCCAUUUGUGUGGUUUGUCUGGUAAGUAUUGUCUAAGAAAGGUCUUCAUCUUCGUUGCACAAAUUUGCUCAUCCACAGAUAAGCGUUGGCGCAUCGGAACUAAUUGAAACUUGUCAUUGAAAUGAUUCAGGAGUGGCCGUAUUUUGUAUAAAGAAUCGUGGUCGACAGAAUCCUUGGAGGGCAACUUACUGUUAUCAUUAAAAUGAAAAUCUUCUCGUAUUUGUUCAAAGCGAUUUCUUGACAUUGUGUUUUAUAUUGUUUCAAAUGCGUACUCUCCCUCCAGUAUGUACAAGCAUUUGGGUAGCGAAAAACUGACAUCAAAAAUAGAAUGCCAAUAAAUUGUCGAAUUUCUAAAUUUGUUGUGGAAAACGAAGUAUUGACAUCCUUUUGGGUGAUAUGUUCAAUAAUAGUAUCAGUCAGAUUUUUAAGUUCUCCGAGGUCAGGCUCAUUAAAGGAUAUUGCUGAUUUAUCCAUGACUAGGUUCGUUUGGCGCCACAACAUCUUUUUGAAAAGCGGUACUUUUGGGUCGAUAGUCCAAACAGAUCCACAUUCAGCUAUUGUGCUUUCUUUAACAUGAUCAGUGUUAUGCUCAGCAGCAGCUUUACGUUUGCGUUUCUGUGCUUGAGGUGAAUUGGACGCAAUCGAACUUGAGGGUGACAACAAUUUUGCAAAAGGAGUAGAACUUCCGCUUGAAGUUACACAAACCUUUCUAGCCAACAUAGAAUCCGACAUAUGUAGCACUUUUUCAAUCGCUUCUUCAUCUUCCUCAUUGAUAGGAAAUGCUGCCCCGCAAACAUCAUUAGUCAAAUCGUUCUCCAAUUCUUCUUCUCCAUCCGUAUCAAUGUUAAAAUCAAUAGAAUUUAAUAAUUUUUCAAUCUCCACGUCGGAAAGAGCUGAUAGCUUAUUCACUCGUCGUUCCGUUCCAUGUCUACUGAAGCAAUUAUUUGUGCUU